Molecule: messenger RNA, 4513 nt
Organism: Sebastes umbrosus (honeycomb rockfish)
Lineage: Eukaryota; Metazoa; Chordata; Actinopteri; Perciformes; Sebastidae
Product: tumor necrosis factor alpha-induced protein 2-like
Exons: 14
Coding region: 118-2190 (690 amino acids)
Biological process (GO): exocyst localization; exocytosis
Cellular component (GO): exocyst
Molecular function (GO): SNARE binding
Source: RefSeq, a predicted model, not a curated record
UUCGGUUUGUUUGGUGCUGCGUAUGUCUGAAACUGCUGAUCGCGCAUGCGCACAUCUACAGCUGUGACUGUGCAGAGGGAUGAUUGUUGAAGCUCCAUCACUGAAUAAAACGGAGAGAUGGAAGCAGGAGGCGUUAAGGAGAACCAAGAAGGAGAGAGGAGGAAGCUGCCCAAACUGAAGAACCCUGCUAAGCUCUGGAAGAACCGCAAACAGCGGAAGCACACCGACACUGCAGAUCCUCAAAGAACCUCAGAAAGAACACCAUCAGCAGGAGGCGUUAAGGAGAACCAAGAAGGAGAGAGGAGGAAGCUGCCCAAACUGAAGAACCCUGCUAAGUUCUGGAAGAACCGCAAACAGCGGCCCCACAUCAACAAUGCAGCAGAUGAGUUGGACUGUGAGGAGGUUCCUGAGCAGCAGCAGGAGGAGGAGAAGGGGCAGUUGGAGGAGGAGAGCAGUAGGCUCAUUAUCAGGGAGGAGCAGCUGUUCAGUCAAGACUCCCGCAGUGAGGAGGAGGAGGACCAGCUGCAGAAAGACUUUGAGGCUCUGAACCUGCAGAUGUGGAUGGCCGUCCACAGCACCUUCAACACCUCCACCACCUCCUCCUCCUCCUCGGAGCACCUAAAGGUCCUGAGGAGUGCUGUGGCCUCCAUCCAGCAGCAGGAGGAGCAGGACCGGCGCUGGGCAGGCUGUCCGGAGGAGAGAGUCCCGGUGUGGCGUCCUCAGAAGUGUCUCAGCACUCACAACACUCUGCUGCAGAAUAUGGUGGUGUCCAGACUGAUGAAGGCUGCUGAGGAAGACUGCGGUGAAGCCAACAGACUGUCGUCUCCUCUGAAGAAAGAGGUGUGUCGUAUGGGGAAGCGUGUGAAGGAGGACCUGCUGACGGUGGUGAGGACGGUGCAGGACUGCUACCCUCCACAGAUGGACAUCCUGAAUGUGUAUUCUGGACUCUUCCAUCAGAGCUUCUCUGCUCGGCUGACUGAACUCGCUGCUUCUGAACUGGAACAAGACGACUGCAGCUACCUGCUGUUCUGGAUCAACCAAUACUAUCCACAUGAAAUAUUAAACCAUGAGGAACUGAAGGGAAAGGUAAAGACGGCCUGUCUGGGUUCUCUGCUGCUGCAGGACCAUCUGAACCGACUGGAGGACCAGUUCCUGACCCACAAAGAGGAAAACGUGAAGUUGUGGCUGAACACAGCUCUGACAAAAGAAGAGGAGAGCUGGCUGAGCGGCCAGAAACCUGAACUCAUCGACCAGUGCUACUUCAGUCCACUGGCUAUAGAUGUCAUACAGUUGAUGAACAAACCCCUGACUGAGUUCAGUUGUGCCAUCACAGAGCAGGGGAAAGCUCACAGGAUCACAGCUCACCUGGAAAGUUUCUUCUGCAGCUAUAAAAAGUGCCUGGAGGAGUUUGUGAAGGGAAACCACAACAACGCUGGCUCAGUGAUAAAAGCUCACCUGGUCUGUGAGCAGCAGUUCAGGGUUUACAUCACAAGUGAAACAGGAAGUCUGUCGGAGCAGCAGAGACGUCGCUGUCUGGAAACUCUGUCGGCCCUGAAGGAUUGUGGGUACAGGUAUUUCACCUGUCCCAUUCAAAUCCAGCUGAAGGUGUAUUUCACUCAGCUGUGGACGUCGGUCUGGUUGGACGGGUCACUUCCUGUCGUCGACUCUCUGCUGGACUCUCUGAACGAACAGCUGACCGACCUGACUGACCUGAAACCAGCCUGCAGACAGUCCCUGCUGUGUGUCCUCCAUCAGAACCUGGCUCUUCAGUAUGUGAAGAGGACGAUGAAGACCAGGGCGCGGAGCUCAGAGCAGCAGGUGGGCGGAGCUCAGAGGAUGACCGAAGACGCCCGAACGAUCAAUGACUUCUUCAACGAAAGGGGCUGCAGUGAGUCUCUGUGGCUCGGUGAGAUGCUCUGCAGCGUUGCUGAGGUUCUUCGUCUGCAGGAUCCUGGAAGUGUUCAACUGGAGGUCGUCAAUCUGGCCAGAACGUUCCCCGACUUCAGUGACGCUCACGUGUCAGCACUGCUGUCUCUCAAAACCGGCCUAUCGGCUGCUGACGUUCGCUCCAUCAGGCGUAGCGUGGAGGAGAAUCGCCACCUCGAUGUCACCACCAAUGAGAGCCAUCCAUUCUUCUCCAAGGUCAAGGUCAAAUGGAUCAAUAGUAAGAUCAAUCGGAUGGGGCUGUAGACCUGAACUGUUCCAGUAUGUUGGCCAGUUAGUAUGUUAGUCGUCACUAAACAGUAUGUUAUGUGUGUUCAUCACAGUGUGUUAAUGCUUUAUCACAUUUGACUUUGAAAGUCUGCCAAUGGUUACAGGCGGCCAUGUUGAAGGACAGAAAGCUAAAGAAAUAGUUAGCUUUAAAUGUAAAGACGGCCUCUGCUGGUCCAAUCUGAUGUGGUGUUCCUCAGGGUUCCAUUCUGGAUCCUCUUCAGUUCCUUCUGUCUGUUAGGAACCAUUAGAGAACAUGGUCCUCACUAUAACUGUUGUAAUGUUUGGACCAUAGAAACAAAAUAGGAGUAGAAGGGGCCAUUGAAUUGUUGUCUGUGGUAAUUUGACUAGUACAAAAAAAAUGGCGAUUGUUGUUAGUUGUUAUGGUGACGACAGAAGCCACGUCAGUGGGGCUUCAAAGCUUGCGGACGCAGUUCGCCGUGAAGAGAACGGAUGCAGCUCCCGGAGACAACUGGCUAGCUAGUUAGUUCGGUAGAUAGUUAGCUAGGUAGCUUGUCCCCCAGGCGGAGGGACCGUCUAGACCCGACACUGCCACUGCCCACCAUCCCACUGCCCAACUGCCCACUAGCCCUCUCCCCACCAGCCCGCUGCCCAACAGCGUCAAUGCGCGGUUGAACAAUGUGGUACUUUCGCAAAAGCCCUGGGGGAGUCUUGUGUACGUGUCUUGUUGUCCCUCGUACUUGAAUGCAAACAAGUACCGUAAGUCUGGAGGUACACCGAAAAAAGCAGGACAAAGAUCAAUUACUGUAUACCAUCUCGCUUCAGGUGGAAUAUUAGAAAGCAGUGUAUGUGGAUCGGGAACAACAGGCACUUCAGUAUCUACAAUGGCAUUGAUUGCUCUUAAAUCAUGUACCAGCCUGUAGUCUUUAGAGUGUGGUUUCCUUACGGGAAAGACUGGGGCAUUGCAGGGGUUUCUGGUUCUAACCAACACUCCUGCUUUUACCAACCCCUCAAUGGUGGGUCCUAUCCCCGCGAUGGCAUGUUGUUGAAGUGGAUACUGCUUUUGAUAUGACAACUUGGUUUGCGACGCCAGUGCUUUGGAGGUCUUCAAAGACUUUAUUUAAGGAGGACACUCAAAGAGAAUUAUUGCGAUUCUGUAAUUUAUGUGUUAUUAUUACUACUUGAUCCUUCUGGGAAUGAGGAGUCAUUCACUAAUCUAUUCAGGAUUAUGUCAGAUCUCUCUGAAGUUUGCUAUCGCAGCAACCGAUCUGUUAAUUUGUUCUCCGUUUUUGACACUCAACAGGCAGAUCAGUCUAGAGCUCCGUUUUGGUUUUACCUCUCUUUGUAAAUAUUGCUUACUUAUUAUCGGCUUAGUUUUAUAUUAUUUUAAUGUUGUCUUACUUUUUUAAUGUCAAUAGUUAUACUUUACUUUAUUGCUCUCCUUUUUCUACUUCUAGUGUUAUCUUUCGUUGUCUUCUACUAUUACUCUUGUUUUGUUUGUUAUUAUUUUGUAUCUGUUGUUAUUUAUUUUUAUGUUUGAAAUAAAGUCAUUCAUUCAUUCAUUCAUUCAUUCAUUCAUUCAUUCAAACAAUUUAGGUGUGACUUUUAUUACUGUAAUUUUAACAAUUUUGACUUAGUUAAUCUUAGCUAGAUUCUUUGGGCAGGGGGAAGCAGAGUUACCUUAAAAAUCUGGGCAGAGUGCCAGCUCUGCACAAGGACACAUUCAGUCUUUGAAGAAAAAAGCUCUUCUUGCCUCUUUUGGUGGCCACCAACUGGUAUCUCAGGGUGCAGGCAGGUUCCCCCCAGGUCCUCAGGCUUUCUCAAUAGUGCCAGCUCUUGGCUGGCUCGCCAAAUGUAGAAGCAAAGUGUCUCAGACCUUGGGCCAAAGGGUGUCUGGAAACCUUGAUCAACUUUCUUCAAAAAUCAAUGUUCAUGAUGUCAAAAAGUCAACACAGGAUCCUCAAAUAACUCUCUGGAGACAGUCCAAGUCUGAUGCAAAAAGCAGAGUUUUUAUUGUGUUCUAUUGGAACAGCUAACACAACCAAAACCCGAGCCUGGUCCGGAACAGACUGACUAUGGGGUCUAAAACACAGCCUUACAGACAAUUCUGAGGGGCUUUUGAUUAUCAGUGGUUGUUCAGAUUAAACAAGGUACUGGGGGAGUUAGGGACUUUUCCAGUCUUAUCAAGUUAUGGAUUAGCUCAUUCAGACACCUUGUGAUGGUUCACAAACAACUGUAGGACAAAGCCAGGGUCAUGUAGGGACAUUACUAAGGGCUACAGAACAUCAUAACAGUAACAGUGAUUAUAUGCUUUUCAAUAAGGUUAUAUGAUCAAUAUUCU